Molecule: messenger RNA, 3523 nt
Organism: Vicugna pacos (alpaca)
Lineage: Eukaryota; Metazoa; Chordata; Mammalia; Artiodactyla; Camelidae
Gene: ZBTB3
Product: zinc finger and BTB domain containing 3
Biological process (GO): regulation of transcription by RNA polymerase II
Cellular component (GO): nucleus
Molecular function (GO): DNA-binding transcription factor activity, RNA polymerase II-specific; protein binding
Source: RefSeq, a predicted model, not a curated record
UAGAACUUCUUAGCUCCUGGAAUGCGAGAGAGGCUCAGGGAGUUCCCGGAGUUGGGCGUAGAGGUAUCGGCCAGGAAGGCCUCGGAGCGAGACUUCUAGUUGGAGGGGGCGCCUGGAAGCUACCGGGGAGCCACUGGUGGGGACCUUUCUAGGGUCCCUUUCCCUUCGUGGGGUGCUAUGGAGUUCCCAGAACACAGCCAGCAACUGCUUCAGAGCCUCCGGGAGCAGCGGUCCCAGGGUUUCCUUUGUGACUGCACGGUGGUGGUGGGUAGCAGCCAGUUCUUGGCCCACCGGGCUGUGCUGGCCUCUUGCAGCCCAUUUUUCCAGCUUUUCUACAAAGAGAGGGAACUGGACAAGAGGGAUCUGGUGUGUAUCCACAACGAGAUUGUCACUGCCCCAGCCUUUGGGCUGCUUCUGGACUUUAUGUAUGCCGGCCAGCUGGUCCUGAGGGGGGAUACCCCUGUGGAGGAUGUCCUGGCAGCUGCCAGCUACUUGCACAUGAAUGACAUCGUCAAGGUGUGUAAGCGGCGGCUGCAAGCUCGGGCCCUGGCAGAGGCGGACAGUACCAAGAAGGAGGAGGAAGCCAACUCACAGCCCUCUAACUUGGAGUUUUUGUCCAGCACUUCCCGUGGCCCUCAGCCUUCGUUGCCAUCUGCGGAGACAUCAGGCCACUGGGGCAAAGACGAAUGGAAAGGAUCAGCUGCUCCCUCACCUACUGUCUGUCCUCCAGAUGAGCCACCUGUUCCGGCUGGGGCUGACACUACACAGCCUGGUGUGGAGGUUGACUCACUGCACCUUCGGGCACCUCCUCCACCAGUGGCUGAUGUCUCUCUUGCCAGCCCCAGUAGUUCCACAGAGACCAAUACUGCAAAUUACUUCUCUUCCGGCCUCCCAACCGUUUCAGUGGAGCCACUGGCUCCCCUUGAUGUGGCUUCUGAGAGUCUGAGGAUGGUGGAACCAAGGGAUACUGGAGGACAGUUGCAAGGCUUCUAUCCCCCAGCUUCAGCUGCAGCCCCAGUUCCAUCCCAGGCUCCAGCCCCAGCGGAAGCUGAACUGGUCCAGGUGAAAGUAGAAGCUAUUGUGAUUUCCGACGAGGAGACUGAUGUGUCAGAGGAACAGCCUCGGGGUCCUGAGGGACUGUUCCCACCUGGAGGAGCAAUGUAUGGUGGACAGCCCCCCCAGCCAGAGGCUUUUGAGGGGCCCAGGGCUGCAGGACUGGAGGAGGUGGGGCCAAGUGACCACUUCCUGCCCCCAGAUCCUCACCUACCCUACCAUUUGCUGCCAGGUCCAGGGCAGUAUCACCGAGGACUGGUGACCUCACCUCUGCCUGCUCCGCCUGCCCUACAUGAGCCACUAUACCUGCCUUCUGAGUAUGAAGCGGCCCCAGGAGGCUUUGGAGUUUUUACUGAGGAUGUGCCCACUUGCAAGACAUGUGGGAAGACCUUCUCAUGCUCUUACACAUUACGGCGCCAUGCCACCGUGCACACGCGGGAGCGACCCUACGAGUGCCGCUACUGCCUGCGCAGCUACACGCAGUCAGGGGACCUGUACCGCCACAUCCGCAAGGCUCACAAUGAGGACCUGGCCAAACGCAGCAAACCAGAUCCAGAGGCAGGCCCCCUCCUAGGAGCACAGCCCCUCCCUGGCUCGCCGACAGCAGAUAGACAGAACAACGGUGGUGGAGGGCCACCCAAAGAUUUGUACUUGGCCCCAAAAACUAACACCUGGGGAGCAUGUGCUGAUGCUAGACCUGCUCUUGCCAUUGUUAGGGGGCAGCACGGAAGGUUGGAAGCAUCUCACUUCCCCUGCUGGUGACAAAAUGAAGAUUGUGCCCAGACCGAAGUUUUCUUUUCUUUUCCCAGCCAGGUAGCAGGACUUUAUGGGGCAUUGCAUCUCAGUCACUUCCUCACCAAGGGCACUGGGAAUUUUCCUGAGGUGUAAUCACUUCUCACUCUGCAUUCUGGACCAUAAAGCUAUCAGUGAAAGUAUCUCUUUGAACUGGUGUUGGCUGGUUUCUUCCACAAACCUGCAUGCCUCCUGAUUCUUUCAUAACCUUUCCAGAUCUUUUAGGAAUCUGACAUGUGUACUUGGGGUAGAGAUGGGGGUCAGGUCGCUUAUGAGGAAAAAAGUGAGAUAGGCAGAGGGCAAUAUGGACUUUACUUAGGAAAAGUAUACAAAGUGGGGAAAUUUACACAAUUACAGUUCAUUGUUGUCGUUGAGCUCCUGUGUCCUGGGCUGUAUUGGGGACUUCACAUACUCAUUGAAUCUUCAACAACUUUAUGAGAUCUUACCCCUCUCUCCACCAUUUUUUCCCCGUAAACAAGGAAACUUGAGACUGAACAAUCAAAGUUAAUGUGUUCAAGGUCACAGAGUUAGUUAAGGGGCAAGCCAGAAUUUGAACCCUGGCUUGUGAUUUCAGACUCCACACAUCAUAUGCAGGUUUAAUACAUGGUUGAAGAUGCUUAACUGUGAAGUAGAAGUUGUUUUCUUUUUUGUCCUUCUGUUUGGCUGUGUUGCCUUCCUUCUUUACUUCUGCUUUCCACCUAGACCCGUGGUUGACUGUUUCAACAAUAGAUACUGUAUUGAUGACUGGAAAUUUUUGCCUACGUUUUGUAACUAUGAAUUGAGGUCUCUGCAGGUGACAAAUUGGAAGGCAGAAAACAUUAAGCUCUGUGGUGGCAGGUUUGGGAGGGGGAGGAGAUGGAGGGCCUGUGGAAUAGAAAUGAUAAGUGCUUGGGGAAACUAAAGCAAGAAAUUCUAGAUGAGAGAAUCUUAAGAGUUCAUCUAGUCCAGCUUCCUCACUUAAAACAUGUGAUGACAGCCUAGACAGGUCAAAUUACUCAUCUGUGGUCUGGCACGUGGCUACUGACAGGAGAGGUAGCAGAGAAUUGGGAGUUUAGGGUGUUGAGUGGCAUGGGGGUCUAAGAGAACACUCUGCCCCGUUUGUGGUGAAGCGUGGUGCUGCGGAUAGACUGGAGGGCUGUCUACAGACCCUCUCCCUUUCAGCACAUAAGGAAGAGCGUUUAAAAAAAAACAAAAAAAAGGCAGGAAGGAAAAUUUAGAAAGGUGAGAAUAUGAGUGAAUUUUCUGAAUUUCUUCUCUAUUUGGAUGUCACAUUCAGCACUGUGAACUCUAACACGCUACUGAUUGAGUCAUAGGAAGGAGACGAGCUGAGCAUCGAAGAUUGGGACAAAGAAAGCUCCUCACCUGGGGCAUUAUGGGAAGCAAAAGUUGAUGCUUAACAUUUUCAUGGCUGAGCGAGUGAAUUCUAUGCCUUUCAUUUUCCUUGUGUGGGAAUAACCUUUCAUCUUUCAAAUGGAUGAUUUUACUUUUGCAAAUACAUCACUGCCUUAACUCUUUGGUGAAACAAGGCAAGAUGUACAUAAAUGCAAUACGAGCAACUUUUCCAAUCCUUCCUAGAAUAAAUAUCAAAUCAAACGCCUAUAAAAAAAAUCAAAAUGCCUUUAAGAAUCAGUUGCCUUUAAAAGAGUGAAUUUUAUGGUAUUUGAGUUAUAUAUCAAUU